AGAAAGAAAAGAGAGAUGACGUUGCAUCUGUUGCUUCUUCUCAUAUGGCUAGCAGCAGCAGCAGAAGAUUCAGCAGCAUCACAAGCGCUGGUCGACUGCCAAGAAAAAUGUGGGGACAUCAGCAUUCACUAUCCAUUCGGCAUCCGCGAUGGCUGUUACAGAAAAGGGAAUGGGUUUCGGUUCAAUUGUAAUGAAUCUUUCUCACCUCCCAAACUUUUCAUAGGAACCGGUAACGUUGAAGUCAUCGAAGCAUCGCUAGAGGUAGUGCGCGUAAAGACCCGUAUAAUUUACAGCUGCUACAAUGAGUCAGGCGGGCGAGUCUCUUCUAAUUAUAAUAUCGGGACCGAUCUGCGCAAGUCCGUGUACACGUUCUCUGACACUCGAAACAAAUUCACUGUCGUUGGGUGUGACAAAUUCGUACUGAUUGGAGGGUCGGAGGACAUGAACUUGAACUUCACGAGCGGUUGCACACCGACAUGUGCUAGCCAAGGGAGCAUGAUCGAUGGAUCUUGCACCGGCAUCGGUUGUUGCCGGAGCGCCAUUCCAAAGGGUGUCAAGAGGUUCCAGCUAUGGCGCAAGGACCCAAACAACCCCCCUCAUACUUGGGCUUUCAAACAUUGCAGCUUCGCUUUCCUGGCUGAGCAGGACCAUUUCCCGUUCUCUGUGACGAAUCUCUCUGACCCGGAUUUCGUCAAUAGGACCAGAGCUCUUAUUUCAGUAGCACUUGACUGGCGGGUGGGGAAUGAGUCUUGUGAAGAAGCUAGAAAUUUGACGAGUUAUGCAUGUGGUAACAACAGCAACUGCUCUGACUCAGCCACCGGUCCUGGAUACCACUGCAAGUGUCUUGAUGGGUAUGAAGGGAAUCCGUAUCUCACCAAUGGAUGCCAAGAUAUUAACGAGUGCAAGAAGGCCAAUGACUGUACACAUGAUUGCAUUAAUACAGAGGGAAGUUAUGAAUGUUCUUGCCCAGACGGCACCUAUGGGGAUGGUAGGAAGGACGGACAAGGUUGCAUCAUAAAGGAAAAAUCUUUUCCAGUAAUGAAGGUCAUUCUAGGUGUUGGUUCGGGUCUCCUGUUUCUACUUAUUGGUAGUUCUUGGUUAUACUGGGGAUUAAAGAAAAGAAAGCUCAUGCUACUUAAGGAGAAAUUCUUCAGGCAAAACGGGGGUUUGCUAUUACAACAGCAAAUCUCUCAUCACCAAGGUUCUGCUGAGACAAGUAAGAUAUUCACCGCAGAAGAGCUGGAAAAGGCAACCAACAAAUACCAUGAGAGUCGAAUACUUGGAAAAGGAGGCUACGGUACAGUUUAUAAAGGAGUUUUAUCAGACAACAGAGUAGUCGCAAUCAAGAAGUCCAAAAUAGUGGAUGAAAGCCAAAUCGGGCAGUUCAUUAAUGAGGUUGCCAUUCUUUCCCAGAUCAACCAUAGAAACGUGGUGAAGCUCUUGGGCUGUUGUUUAGAGACGGAAGUUCCUCUGUUGGUUUAUGAAUACAUAUCUAAUGGGACUCUCUUCCACCACAUCCAUGAUCAGGGCCAUGUCUCCUCACUCUCUUGGGAAAACCGCUUAAGAAUUGCUGUGGAAACUGCAGGAGCACUUGCCUACUUGCACUCUGCAGCUUCAAUACCCAUCUUUCAUAGAGACGUUAAGUCUACCAACAUACUAUUAGAUGAUAAUUAUACUGCCAAAGUGUCUGACUUUGGAGCAUCGAGGUUGGUUCCUGUGGAUAAAGCUGAAUUCACUACAUUAGUGCAAGGAACCUUAGGAUAUCUGGACCCAGAAUACCUGCUUACAAGUCAAUUAACAGACAAAAGUGAUGUUUAUAGCUUCGGAGUAGUUCUUGUGGAGCUCUUAACUGGGAAGACUCCGCUUUCAUUUGAGAGAUCUGAAAACGAGAGAAACUUAACAAUGUAUUUCAUUUCGUCAAUGAAGGAAAAUCGUCUCUUCGAGAUUCUAGAGGCUCGAGUUGUGGAUGAGGGAGGAAUACAACAGCUCUUAGCAGUUGCAGAACUUGCAAAGAGAUGUUUAAGAGUGAAGGGUGAUGAAAGGCCUGAAAUGAAGGAAAUAGCAUCAGAGCUGGAGGGACUGAGAAGGUUCGAGCAACAUCCAUGGGUUCAACAGAAUGUAGAAGAGACAGAGAGCUUGCUAGGUGAAGCGUCACAUUACUCUGCUGGUAAUACAACGGGGGAUGAUAGUUUGAAGAGCUAUGCAAUCUUGGAAUUAGACAUGCCACGGUAAUAGUUUAAGAGUAAUGUCAUCUGUACUUUUUUUUUUUUUUUUUUUUUUUUGGAGUUUAAGACUAUGCAAUCUUGCAAUUAGACAUGCCACGGUAAUAGUUUAAGACUAAUGUCAUCUGUACUUGUUAUUGAUCCUGAAUGUUUGUUGAAAUAUACCAAAAUUGGAUGAAAGCAGAAAUAAAGGCUGGGCGCAUGUUACACAA
Messenger RNA from Magnolia sinica, 2434 nucleotides. Its product is annotated as putative wall-associated receptor kinase-like 16. The record is from RefSeq and is a predicted model, not a curated record. The transcript has 3 exons. Gene Ontology annotation, biological process: cell surface receptor signaling pathway; protein phosphorylation. Gene Ontology annotation, molecular function: ATP binding; protein serine/threonine kinase activity; polysaccharide binding. Bases 16 to 2232 code for a protein of 738 amino acids. Gene Ontology annotation, cellular component: plasma membrane. NCBI's taxonomy places the organism in Eukaryota, Viridiplantae, Streptophyta, Magnoliopsida, Magnoliales, Magnoliaceae.